Molecule: messenger RNA, 4910 nt
Organism: Salarias fasciatus (jewelled blenny)
Lineage: Eukaryota; Metazoa; Chordata; Actinopteri; Blenniiformes; Blenniidae
Product: suppressor of cytokine signaling 7-like
Exons: 10
Coding region: 294-2969 (891 amino acids)
Biological process (GO): phosphatidylinositol phosphate biosynthetic process; intracellular signal transduction
Cellular component (GO): phosphatidylinositol 3-kinase complex
Molecular function (GO): 1-phosphatidylinositol-3-kinase regulator activity
Source: RefSeq, a predicted model, not a curated record
CUUCAUCCCUCCAGUCUGACCGGAGGAGGAUGAGGAGUCGGUAGGAGGCUAGCAGCUAACGUCACCGGGCCGGUCUGUCCCUCCGUCCGCCCCAUCCUCCCGCCCGAGCGCCUUCACCGGAGCCGUUACCGUCUGGAACCGGUCGGGACUCCCGGUGGCGGCGGGUCCGGCCGGGCUGGCCGGGUGAGCCGCGCGGGGAGAUGCCGCAGCUGGCCGCCGUUAGCCCCGUCGCUGUUUACGUCCGUGGCUGUUAUGUAACGGAGCGAGUAGCCGCUAAGCGUUAGCCCGCCGCCAUGAACGACGCGCAGCAGGAAAUGUCUCCGGACUUCGUGCUCAUGCGGCUCGUGUCCGCGGCCGAGUACGACCGGCUGGACGAGCCCGACGACCGGCUGUCCGGGGGCGGCGGCGGCGGCUUCGGGCCCGUCAAAGCCGCGCUGGCACACCGCGGCGGCGGCGGCGGCGGCUUCGAGCUGGAUCCCAGCGGCCCCUCUCCGGGCCUCGGCUCGGCUUCCCCGCACUACAGCUCGCCGCUGCCCGGGAAAGGCGAGCUGGACGGCGGGCUGCUGCUGACGCAGGCUGCCCCGGGCUCCGAGGCGCCGCUGUCCCCUCCGCCGCCGGACGACUUCGCCGUGGCGGCGCAGCGCUUCGUGGACUUCCCGGUGCAGCGCGGCGCGGCGGUUCCCGGGUCCCGGGCGCAGCUCAUGGUCUUCCAGAACCUGCUGCGGUCCGGGGACCGGGUCGUGGAGUUCGGACUGGAGCAGCCGCCCCCGCGCUUCCUGCAGGAGGACGCAGAGAGGCAGCAGCUGGACGCGGGACCGGGCACCACAGCGGGACCGGGGCCCGGAGGAGGCCGGGAGCAGACCUGCGUCCCAUCCGUGCAGGAGGACCUGCAGCCGCUGCAGUGGCACCCGGUGCUCCGGCUCUCCAAACCCUCAGACGGCUCCCAAACCCCCCACCAGGGCGUCCGGGACCUGGACUCUGAGCCGGGGUCGGUGCUGUGCCACCGACACCGCCUGCUGACCGACCAGCUGGCCAAGUGGCCCCCGGGCCUGCUGGACCAGGCUCUGCGCCUGGGCCUGCUGGAGCCCCGGAAGACCUGCCCCUCCGCCGGGGCCGGAGAGGACCCGGUGCUGGCUCUGGCCCGGAGGCUGGGCCAGCUGGGGGAGGCCAGAGAGGCUGGGGAAGGUGGCGAAGGUGGAGAUGAGGCCAGAGUGACCCGCUGCUCCUGCCACAGUGUCCUGGUCCCGGGGACGGGGGGCGAGGACCCCAGCGAGACCAGCGACGCCCUGCUGGUCCUGGAGGGACUGUGUUCCGAGGAGGUGGGAGGACUGGGUCAGGAGGGGGAGGGCAAAGGAGAGGACACGGAUGACACCGAGAAGGGCGAGUGGACGGGUGGGGUGGGCGGGGGCUUCGGGGCCGGUGUUGAGGGCCCCAUGUUCUCCAGUGGGACGCUGAGCGGCCUGAUGCGGCAGGUCCAUCGACUGGCUGAGGAGGCUGGCGUGUGCACGGACCAGAGCUGCCGGGCCCCCCUGUCCGUCCUGCCCGUCCAGUCCUCCCCCACCGACCCCGUCCCCGUCCCCGGCCCCGUCCCCCGGCCCCUGCACCAGCACCAGUCCCGCUCUCAGCCCCAGAGCCGCGCCGCCACACCCAAACUCGGCGUGGCGUCCGGGGGCCUGGGGCGGUCCGCCUCCCCUCUGGUGGUCCUGGAGGGGGAGAAGAUGACUCCGCCGUCACGAGGGAAAUCAAGGAAAGGGGGGUCGCUGAAAGUCCGGCUCAGCAAGCUGUUCCGGACCAAGAGCUCGAGCAGCGGGUCGGCCGGGCUGCUGGACAAGAGGCCGUCCCUGGCCUCGUCCACCUCGUCGGGGGGCAGCCUGCUGGACGUGUGGGGGUCCACCUGCAGCAACACGGAGCUGGACGGCAGCAGGCUGCAGGUGUCCAGACCUCACAGUGCCUUCUCUCCGGUGCCCGUCACUCCCGCUUUCACCGGUGAGACGGUGUCUCUGGUUGAUGUGGACAUUUCCUCUCGCAGGGGGGGGAGCUCGCUCCACCCCCCGACUCCUCCUCCUCCGCCCCGACGGAGUCUCAGUCUGCUCGAUGAUUUCGGAGGUCCUCCUCAGCAGCACGCCGCCUUCAUGGAGCCCAACGUGGGCGCCUCCAUGCAGUCUUUACCCCCCAGACCCCUCGUCCUGCACCCCUCCCUCAGCACCAUCCAGCACAGCCUGAGCCUCAACGACACCUUCCUGCGAGGCUUGCCCCGCCCCAUCCCCCUCAGACCUGACGGGCAUCACCCGCCCCCCCGACUCGCCCCCCGCUGCCCCCUCAGCCGACCCGACGCCGGCAGCUUCGCCACCAGCCUCCGAGAGCUGGAGAAGUGCGGGUGGUACUGGGGUCCCAUGAACUGGGAGGACGCCGAGAUGAAGCUGAAGGGGAAACCAGACGGAUCUUUCCUGGUCAGAGACUCUUCAGAUCCUCGAUACAUCCUGAGUCUGAGCUUCAGGUCGCAGGGAGUCACACACCACACACGCAUGGAGCACUACAGAGGGACCUUCAGUCUGUGGUGUCACCCUAAGUUCGAGGACCGCUGCCACUCGGUGGUGGAGUUCAUCGAGAGAGCCAUCAUGCACUCCAAGAACGGGAAGUUCCUGUACUUCCUGCGCUCCCGGGUCCCAGGUCUGCCCCCGACCCCGGUGCAGCUCCUGCACCCGGUCUCCAGGUUCAGCAGCGUCAAGUCCCUGCAGCACCUGUGCCGCUUCUGCAUCCGGCAGCUCGUCCGGAUCGACCACAUCCAGGAGCUGCCGCUGCCCAUGCCUCUGAUAGCCUACCUGAGGAAGUUCUACUAUUACGACCCCGAGGAGGAGAUCAGCCCCACGCAGGAGCUCAAGGAGGCGAAGGAGGCGAAGGGGGCGGAGUCGCAGGUGGAGCGGGGGCCGGAGCCGGGUGUCCAGGUGGGCGUGGAGUCCCAAACGUAGCAGUGGAGCUCUUUUACUUUCUUUCCUUCUUUUUUUGGACUCAAUCAAACUUUGAAACUGGACUCUGCAGCCAAUCGGCUCUCUCUGCUCACUUUGUAUCCGGGCGGGUUUCAGAUGGUCCGCCCCCGCCUCCGGGUUCUCUCAUUGGCUCACGGGGAGCAGCCCAGGGUGGGGGCAGGGGAUGUGGAGACUCCGCCCCCCUCUCUUGAUGUCAUCGCUGAGCGGCUCAACGAAACGUGACGUUUCACGAAGAGAUCCGUCACUGGCGGGUAGGAAGCGGCGGUCGCCUCUGGGAUCCGGCCGACAAGCGGCGAAACGCCGCCGUCGUGGUGUUGAAGGUGUCGACCUUUCUGGAAUUAAGUUAUAUAUCAUGUUCUAAACGUCCCGUUUAUUCACGUGGAUUUGGAAUGACGAAGUGCUUCUGGUGCUACAGAACUUGGUGUCAAACGUGGAUUCAGGCCGGGUUUCAGAUCCGGCCCCUUCACAUUAAGAGUCGGCCUCCAAACACACAUUUGGUCCAAAAAAGUCUGAAGUCUUUGUGCUUUGUGUCUCGUCGGCCUCAUGAUUCUCUCAUCUGUUGUACAUUUUAUGCACUUUAUUUGAUAUUUUAACGAACAUCGUACGAUAAAUUCCUAGAAAAUGUCUCAACAGGUUACAGGUUAUUUGUUCGUUCAUGUUGUUUUGCUUUGACAUUUUAAUCAGUAUUGAGUUUUUUUUUUUUUCGUUUUUUUGUUACAUUGUAUUUUUAAAAUUAAUAUAUUUUUUGGAUUCCAAAGAAAGAUUUCUUGCAUGCUUUCUUCUCUUGUACCUCAUGAGGAUGUGAAAGGGUUCAUUUCAGCUUCCGCUCAGCCUUAUGUGGCUAAUGGGGUCUGCAGGUCCCGCCCAGACCCCACAAACGCAACAAUGUUUCAAGUGAAAGCUCGUCGUUUCUUCGUUUUCGUUUCAGAGAAGUUUCACGUUCACACGACAACAUCCUGUAAAUGAUGUCUGAAACACUGAAAUUGAUGGAAUUAUGUUGAGCCACUGUUGGGUGCUGUUGUAUUUAUUUUCAACAUGCACGCAGAGAACAAUAAGCUAUGGACAUUAGGAAGGACCAGAAGGACAUUCAUGGACAGGUGAGGUAACAAAUUAGAUAACUACAGUGACUGUGAACUCUAAAACUCCCAAGUCCAGGAGAAUCUGGACUGGGAGUCAUGACAACUCUGGAGGAAAAAUAUUGUUUUUAUUGUUUUAUAGUCCGUCUACUGAGCAUGUGCAGAAGAAGUAUCUGGUGUUGAGUAGCAGCAUUUCUGCCUUCUGCAAGGAGACGUGCCGCGAGCGUUUCCAGGAAGUGUAGUUUUCGCCCAUCUGUACGGUGAUGGAGUGUUUUCAAAAAGUUCCACUCUGGAAUCCCAAAAAGUUGCGUUUUCGGUGGCUCCAAGUGGCUGCCGACACCCAAAUGGACACCCAAAACGCAACCAAAGUUUUGUGUUUUCACUUGAAGUCGUUGGUGUGUAAAUGGGUGCAGGAUGAAGAAAACUCAGAUUUAAAGACUUUAAGGUGUCCGGACUGACUGAAGAGUUCUUGUACACCUGACCAAUGCGAGUGCAGCGUGGUUUCAGACAUUUGAAGCACACGGAGGUUCGUCGUUUGAGUCUGAAGCAGCACAAACGGAGGACUUUCCCCAUCGUGGAGGCGACCGCCGCUCGCCGCAGCAUUACCAAAAGAAAACACACAAACAGUUACCGUGACAACACCUGAACUGAGCCUCGUUGGCGUUGCACUGGACAAACACUGGAGCAGGGAGGACCCCGAACGCCCCGGGGGGGCCCCCCUGAAGAUGUCACACGGUGGGCGAGGAAACCUGCAGGCGUGUCGUGAUGGUUUCAGAGCAACGCCGCAGCUUCGGUCUGAUUUCUGUGCUGUUAAUAAAACAGUGUGGACAGAAUCCGCCUCGGCUCA